Molecule: messenger RNA, 1233 nt
Organism: Cryptomeria japonica (Japanese cedar)
Lineage: Eukaryota; Viridiplantae; Streptophyta; Pinopsida; Cupressales; Cupressaceae
Product: putative pectate lyase 21
Exons: 2
Coding region: 1-1233 (410 amino acids)
Molecular function (GO): pectate lyase activity
Source: RefSeq, a predicted model, not a curated record
AUGGCCGGAGCCAUGGACCGGCAGCGACCGGGAGUUGGGAGGACGGGAGCUGCCAGCCGGUGGGCGGGGGAGGCACCGGGAACCUGCGAGCGCCGACGGUGGCAGAUCUCGGCGCGGGCGGCAGCAGGAGAACCUGCACGGCGGUGGCGCGAUGAUCGGAGCGGCGCUACAGCGGUAGGUACCUGCAACCUGCGCACAAUGGCAAAUGACAAUUGCCCUGAGGAUGCAGACGGAACCCGCUGUGCUUUCUCUGCCUGUGCCAGCGGGAAUGCACUGCCCCGCUGCGCGUUUGGGUUCGCUUCCACCGUGACGGGAGGCGCUGGCGGACAGUCUUAUGUUGUCACGAGCUCUGAAGACUCCCCGCAGUCCCCGCAGCCGGGAAGUCUGAGAUACGGCAUUGGCAAGGGAAACGUGUGGAUCACCUUCUCCCAGAGCAUGAAGAUCAUUCUCAAGGACAGGCUGUGGAUUCAAAGCUCCACCACCAUUGACGGCCGGGGCUUCAGCGUGACAAUUGGCGGCGGCCAGCUCGUCAUGCGAGAAGUCUCGAAUGUCAUUCUGCACAACCUACAGAUCGACGCCCCUACAAACUAUGACCAGAACAGCAUUUAUGUGGAUGGGGAUUCCACACUCGUGUGGAUGGACCAUCUCACAUCUGUGGAUCCCAGUCGCAUGACAGGCACUGGAAAAAUCAUCUCUGUCAGCAACGCUAGCACCGACGUCACCAUUUCAAACUCGCUCCUCGCCAAUGCAUUCUAUAGCGUUCUGCUGGGCAGCUCAGACGAGGAGCGGCAGGACACUUGUAUGCGUGUCACGGUGUAUAGAAACUGGUUCAAGGAUUCCGUUGAGCGCAUGCCUCAUUGCCGGUGGGGAUAUUGCCAUGUUGUUAACAACCUCUACACCAACUGGACUUACUUUGCCAUUGGCGCCCGCACUCAUGCCACCAUCGAGUGCGAAGCUAAUGUAUUUGAGGCGGGCUCCAAAAAAGAGAUAAUCCCCUGGGAUUCUAGUUUAGCCAAAACAUUAGACCAGACCCCCCACAUCGACUCCAAAGACGAUCUGCUCCUCAAUGGGGCUACUUUCCAUCAGUUUCUUAAAACAUCAGCGGUAACUGCUUCUCCCCCUCACAAAGUAAACUCCCCACCUGUGUUGCCACCUCAACAACUUUCUUCUCUGUUGCGACGCUGCGCAGGAGCACUUGAUCCUUCACAAGCCCGUGCAUGUCUUGCUCCCUGA